Messenger RNA from Ostrea edulis (European flat oyster), 1662 nucleotides. RefSeq names its product protein ABHD18-like. The record is from RefSeq and is a predicted model, not a curated record. The coding region runs from base 178 to 1491 and encodes 437 amino acids. The transcript is spliced from 12 exons. Lineage: Eukaryota; Metazoa; Mollusca; Bivalvia; Ostreida; Ostreidae.
AGAGAACGAAUUGACCAAGAGAACACGAACGAGGAAAUUCGAAAGUAGAGGGUAACAACAAGUUGCAUUAAAAGAAAACCAAAAAAGAAAACACAACAAUUUAGUGGCAUUCCUGUAUUGCGAGAAAAACCCUUGUUUUGGUAUUUCUGAUGCCACGGAGAAACUUACAGAGAAGGAAUGAGUGUUUUUGACAGUCUGUUUCGAAAUCUAAUCCUCACUGGGCAGUUUGUGAAGGGAUGGGGACAGCCUAAGCACCUUAAAAGGUUGCUGGAUCUUAGGAAGGUUUUGUCUGUUCGAGAUGCAGCAUACAGUCUGGUUGACAAGAAACAUGCAGUAGAUAUUUUCCAUGAGAAAGUAGAAGGAAAUGUUAGAGUAUUAGAGGGAGAAUUUCACUCACCAUGGGACAAAAUCAUUCCAGGGGUCAUGCCCAGUGUGGUCAAACGUGCAAGGUUUCAGAUGGUUCUCCCCCACAGAUGGCAAGGACCUGCUAAACCAAUCUGUAUCCAUCAUGGAGGCACUGGGGACCAUGGGUAUAUUCUGAGGAGAAGAUUAAUGGCUGAACCUUUAUUGAAUGAACAUGGCAUUGGAUCGGUCAUCAUUGAAAGUCCAUUUUACGGUACCAGGAAACCAAAGGAUCAAUUUCGCUCCAGUCUACAGAAUUUUAGUGACUUGAUAGUUAUGGGGGGUGCCCUGAUGUUUGAGACGGUUGUUCUGCUCCACUGGUGUGAGGAACAAGGCUGGGGUCCAUUUUGUCUGACUGGCAUUUCAAUGGGAGGAUUUAUGUCUUCCUUAGCUGCAACAAUAUGGCCAAAACCGAUUGGUCUGGUUCCCUGCCUAGCUGGUGUCACUGCUUCUCCAGUAUAUACCAGGGGUAUUCUUUCAAAAGCUGUACGAUGGGAUGUUUUAAAGAAUAGCUAUUAUGAGGACAAAGAAUACGAACAUGAAAUCAGAAAAAUGCUGGACUCCCCAGAGAAAGGGACUGGCAGAUUUUCAUCCCGAGAUUACACUGUACAAGAUUACCACAAGGACGUAGAACAAGCUCUGCUGCGCAUUAGGGACGCAGGUUCACAGGUUGACAGUAUAGGGACAGCUAUUCGACAGCUGAGAACUGUGAAUGAUUGGAAAGCUAAAUCCUUCUCUUCUAUGACACAUGAUGCAUGUAUACGUAAACCCAACGUAGACAAUUCUCCGCCAUUUAAAUCACUUGAUGUGGAAAUACUAGACUUUAUGUGGGAAAUGAUGGACGAAUUCACUCACUUGGGCAACUACUCCACCCCUGUGGAUCCGUCUAUGAUCAUAUCAAUAGUAGCUGAAUCAGAUGCUUAUAUACCUCGCGAUAAUGUGACAAACCUGCAAGACUUAUGGCCAGGUUCAAGGGUAAAGGUCAUUCCUGGAGGUCAUGUGUUGUCUGUAGUCAAUGGCAGACAGGCAUUCAGAAGUGCUAUCGCAGACUGUUUGGAAAAGAACAGAACUUCUUACAAUAUAUGCUGAUGCCUGUAUCUCUGUGUGCCAAAGUGAUUUAAAAUGACAAAAUUCAACACUUUCAAUGCAAAAAAAACCAACCCACUAUGAAUAUAUUAUUUUAAAGGUGUAUUGUAAUAUAUACAAUCAUGAUUCUAUUUACAAUUUUUUUAAAGAAAAUAAAAUUAUCUGUACAUAGAA